GAGAGCAAGCGAGUCACAGCCCCAGCCAGACUGCCUAGGGUAAUGAAAGCGUCGCACCACGGGGCAGAGGAUGGGAGCUGUUGAAAGAUCCUUUGGGGUAGGUAAGGAAUGUCCAGAGGUCAAUAAAAUCCAGAAGGUAAUGGUCGCCAAUGUGUGAAGGUGAUGGAUGUGCAGGAGCUCAAAGGACAGAGAAGGGUGUGAAGGCAGAGCCCUAUGGAGAGCCCAACAGCACAGCCGUACAUUGAUGUGGACAAGGGGUUUGCCAUUGGGUUUGUCAUCCUGAUGUGCUUCUUCCUGAUGGCCAUGAUUGUGAGGUGCGCCAAGCUUAUCAUGGACCCGUACAGCGCCAUCCCCACCUCCACGUGGGAGGAGGAGCAGAUCAAUUGACUGGCAAUAAAGAGGAGGGAAAUUGCUAAUCAGUUCUAUGUGUUUGACUCCUUUGCCAUCCCUGUAAUCCCUGCCCCUGCAGGGAAAAUGAAGAUUCCGUAGUUUAAAUUGUGCAUUGGAUAGACUCUAACACUAAUGAUAAUGCUUGGUACCCUCCAUCUGAGGGCCUCAAAGCACGUUGCAAUGAACUCAGCUUCAUAAAACCUC
This is a messenger RNA of Gopherus flavomarginatus (Mexican gopher tortoise), 594 nucleotides long. It is a transcript of the gene CTXND2, whose product is annotated as cortexin domain containing 2. The transcript has 2 exons. NCBI's taxonomy places the organism in Eukaryota, Metazoa, Chordata, Testudines, Testudinidae. The record is from RefSeq and is a predicted model, not a curated record. Bases 214 to 387 code for a protein of 57 amino acids.